AUGCUUAGCACUUCAAUCUUGUUCACGCUUCCCACACAAACUUAUUACCCUAACAUUUUCCAUUCACAUUUCCCAAACUCAACUUCCACUCACCAACAUCAUCUAUAUCCGAAGCAGAAGCUAAAACCUAAAAAAAAUAGAUUAAUCGUGUUAAGCGAUUCCAGUUACGAAGUUGGCGGUGGAUUCCCACUCGAUGAACUCAAUAACCGAAACGGAAACGAAAAUUCGGAAGAUACAGAUACUUCUGCUCAACGAGAAGCACUUCUUAAAGGAGGAGAUCAAGUUAUCUCCGUUCUUCAGGAAAUGAUUACUCUCUUGGAAGAUAUGGAUAUGGACGAAGAUUCUGAAAAAGUAGCAGUGGAGAUAGCUGCACAAGGAGUUAUUGGUAAGAGAGUUGAUCAGAUGGAAUCGGAUUUCAUGAUGGCUCUUGAUUACAUGAUCCAGCUUGCGGAGCAGGAUCAUGAUGAUAAGCGCAAAUCACUGUUGGAAGUUAUCAAAGAGACAGUAUUAUCACAUCUAAAUAAAAAAUGCCCACCCCAGGUUCAAGUAGUUGGUCUUCUAUGUAGAACUCCUAAAAAGGAAAGCAGAUAUGAAUUGUUACGCCGAGUAGCAGCUGGUGGCGGUGCAUUUAAAGGCGAGAAUGACUUGAAGAUUCAUAUCCCAGGGGCAAAUCUAAAUGACAUUGCUAACCAAGCUGAUGAUUUAUUGGAGACAAUGGAAACUCGUCCUGUUGUGCCUGAUCGAAAACUGCUUGCAAGGCUUGUUUUGAUUAGAGAAGAAGCUCGUGAUAUGAUGGGAGGGGGGAUUUUGGAUGAAAGAAAUGAUCGUGGAUUUUCUACUCUACCUCAGUCUGAGGUGAAUUUCUUAACCAAAUUGGUGGCUUUAAAACCUGGGAAAGUUGUUCUUGAUAUGAUAAGAAAUGUGAUGCAAGGAAAAGAUGAAGGUGCAGACAACUCUGGCAAGAACGAUGAAGAUGAUUGGGUUCCAACAGGAAUAGCUGGAAGGCCAAGUGUGACAGGACAGAGGCCACUUCCGGUACGCCCAGGCAUGUUUCUGGAAACAGUCUCUAAGGUCUUGUCUGGUAUAUAUGCUGGAAGUGACUCUGGUAUCACUGCGCAACAUCUGGAAUGGGUUCAUCAAAAGACACUUCAAGUCCUUCAGGAGAUAGCAUUUAACUAG
This is a messenger RNA of Lathyrus sativus (Indian pea), 1179 nucleotides long. NCBI's taxonomy places the organism in Eukaryota, Viridiplantae, Streptophyta, Magnoliopsida, Fabales, Fabaceae. The record is from the annotation of a GenBank genome assembly.